AUGGUAGCACCAACUCGACCCCCUGCCAAUGGCUUCGUCGCCGUAGCCCGUAAAGUUUACAAUCCAAUUGGCUUUUCCAAAGGCUACAACUUCGUCCUCUGGUUCAUCUUCGCCGGCGCCCUCUUCGGCUUUUCUCUCGCCCGCAUGAUGUUCCUCGACUUCUACGGCGUCUACUGCAAUCCCAACAACAAUGGUGGCGGCGCUGGUCCUGGCGAAUGCUUCUCUUACAAGAGCAAGGAUGUCUACAAAAUUGGUAUCAAGAUACAUCUCUACACUAUCAUCCCCGCUGCCUUUCUUGUCUGCUUUCAGUUUGUACCAUUCAUUCGGCACAAGGCUCUUCUUUUCCAUCGCAUCAAUGGAUACAUCUGUGUUGUUCUUGCUCUUAUCGGAACUGUGGGCGCUAUCAUGAUCGCGCCUGUUUCCUUUGGUGGCUCCCUUAAUAUCAGAGCAUGGAUUGGAACCGCUGCGAUUAUGUUUGUUGGAUCUUUGUUUUUGGCAAUCUGGAACAUCAAGAAGUUGCAGCUCGAGCAGCAUCGUGCUUGGAUGCUUCGCGCCUGGUUCUACGCUGGUUCCAUCAUCACUCUUCGACUCAUCAUGAUUCUUUCUGCUAUGAUCAUGUCCAAGAACCCAUCCUUCCGCGAACCUAUGCAGUGCGACAAGAUUGCCACAUUCUACGAUGACACCGAUGCUUUGGUAGCUGUGUACCCGACAUGCCAAAGUUUGGAUGCUUGGGUAGCAGUCCAGGGCGAUAUGGGUGGUGACAGUGCCGAGAACAUCGCUGCUGCGCUCUCUCUUGGUUUCUCAAUGGGCGUCUGGGUAGCCCUCGCCAUACAUGCUAUUGGCAUUGAAGUAUACCUUCAAUUGACACCUGCUGAGUUUGAGCGUCUUCGCAAGAUUUCUUACCAACGACAACUUGAGAGAGGAUUCAAGAACCCUGGUAGUGCUGGUCUUACUGUUGACCGUCUCGGGGAUUCUGAGAAGUGGUCUCCCGGAAACGAGGUCGCUGCUGCUACUCCUGCUCCCCCUCCUACGAAGCGACAUGACAGCGAUUCUUCAUUCGUGCCUACUCCUUAG
Messenger RNA from Fusarium coffeatum, 1074 nucleotides. RefSeq lists its product as uncharacterized. The coding region runs from base 1 to 1074 and encodes 357 amino acids. Lineage: Eukaryota; Fungi; Ascomycota; Sordariomycetes; Hypocreales; Nectriaceae. The record is from RefSeq and is a predicted model, not a curated record. The transcript has 3 exons.